Molecule: messenger RNA, 5356 nt
Organism: Myxocyprinus asiaticus (Chinese sucker)
Lineage: Eukaryota; Metazoa; Chordata; Actinopteri; Cypriniformes; Catostomidae
Product: integrin alpha-M-like
Exons: 30
Coding region: 6-3671 (1221 amino acids)
Biological process (GO): cell-matrix adhesion; cell-cell adhesion; cell adhesion mediated by integrin
Cellular component (GO): integrin complex; external side of plasma membrane
Molecular function (GO): integrin binding
Source: RefSeq, a predicted model, not a curated record
CCCACAUGAUUACUGACAUCAGAUGUUGCAUCACUUCUCUUAAAUUGCAGAACUUCCAACUGCCACAGAUCGUCAUUUUUUUGAAAGUUGCUUUGACUAAAGUCAUUCAUUUGUCUUUAUGUUCUGUUUUGCUUUUAAAUAUGAGUAUUUAUCUAUCUAAAUCAGGUGAAUCGAAAGCGUGCUGGAUCUCUCGCUUAAAACAAGUGACAUUUCUGGAUAUGUUUUUCGGAUUUCUCUUGUUGGCUGACCAUUCAUGGGGGUUCAGUAUAGAGACGCUGCGUCCCAGAGUUUUCACAGCGCCUGUGAAAGGCUCACAUUUUGGUCAUAAGGUUUGUCAUUUUGGCCCAACGCAAGAAGACAGUGUGUUGGUGACGGCCCCUCUCCUUGAUAAUGGCACUGGAGGUAUUUACAGGUGUUCUUACAGUGGUCAUCAAUGUUCACAACUCCCUGUAAAAGUUGAUCCAGGCAUUGCUUUCGGCUUGUCCCUCGCCUGUGAUGCCCAUCAAGCAAUUGCAUGCGGUCCUCGUUUAAUGCAUAAAUGUGAGGGGUUUAAUUAUCUCAAUGGUCAAUGUGUUGAGAUAAGUCCUCACUUAUCUGUGGCUGACACACUGAAGCCUGCUUUCCAAGAAUGUCACGUUAUUCCCCCACUGGAUGCUGUUAUUCUGUUUGAUGACUCUGGCAGUAUCUCCGAUGAGGAUUUCAAAAUGAUGAUCAAAUUCAUCAAGAACUUGAUUGGCUUGUUCUUGGACACAAAAGCCCAGGUUGCUGUGGCGAAAUUCUCUACCAGAGUGUCAGCUGUCUUUCACUUUGAGAACUUUGCAGUGAAUCCAGACCCCGAUGAGCUAAUGAAAUAUGUGACGCAGGCAAAGGGCGACACACACACUCCUUCUGCUAUACGCUUUGUGUUAGAUCAGAUGUUUUCUGAGAAGGUGGGCAUGAGGAACAACUCUCAGAAGUUAUUGCUGGUGAUCACUGAUGGAAAGUCAAACGACAAUGAAACUUUUGAAAAUGUCAUCCCCAUAGCCAUUGAACGAGGCGUUAAGAGAUUUGCCCUUGGGGUUGGUAAGGCGUAUUCUCUCUCUGAGCUGGAGAAAAUCGCUUCCUCUCCUCAGUUUGUGUUCGAGACAGUGAGUUUCAGCGCUCUCAUCUCAAUUCUAAGUCAGCUGAGGGAAAAAAUAUUCUCCAUUGAAGGGACUGACACAGGGAAUUUCAGCUCUUUUCAGAUGGAAUUGUCACAGGGCGGCUUAAGUGUGGCCCUCUCUAAGGGUUUGAAGUUGUUUGGAGCAGUUGGGGCAUACUCAUGGUCAGGAGGGAUUGUGCAGGAUCUUACUCAUCAACUAAUUAAUUCUUCAUUUAUUAAUGCCACAAAAACAGAGGAGGACAUCCGCGACUCAUAUCUGGGUUACUCUGUAGCUGUGGCGACAGUAAAUGGUGAUGUUGUGUACUUUGCUGGGGCGCCAAGACAUAGACACAAGGGUCUGGUGCUGGGGUUCACACAAAACCAUCAGAACCAUGGCUGGACCGUCUCGCACAGGAUAUACGGAUCACAACUGGGCUCGUAUUUUGGAGCAGAGUUGUGUGUGUUGAGUGUUUCUGGGUUGUUAGCAGUCGGGGCUCCUCUAUUUUAUGCUCAUGGAGUGGGAGGAGAGGUCCGGAUUUGCCCGCUAAACACUGAGACACUGAACUGCUCCAUGUUUCUCCGUGGAGCAGUGGGGAACGAUUUUGGCCAGUUUGGUGCUUCUCUGGCCGCUCUACAGGACCUGAAUGGAGACAGCCUUGAAGAGUUGGCAGUGGGGGCACCUCAGGAAGAGAAGGGCAAUGGGGCAAUUUACAUUUUCUUGGGACGACCGGGAGGUAUCAGAAAAGAAUACAGUCAGAGAGUGAGUGGAUCAGCAGUAGGCCGUGGGCUGCAGUAUUUUGGAGUAUCUGUUCACUCUGCAGGUGAUCUGACUGCCGACUCUCUCACCGAUGUAGUGGUGGGAUCUAGAGGUGCUGUUACUGUACUCAGAACUCAGCCGGUCAUGUGUUUGCCCAUAAACGUCACAGUUGACCCGCCAAUCAUUCCUCAGAAAUUCUUCCAUUGCUCCGCUCCCCUCGGCCUCAACAGUUCUGUCGCCACACUUACCAUUUGUGUCACCUUGAAGGAGGUUAUCAAGUGUAAUAUACAAGAUCCUCUCACUGCUGUGGUAUCAGUGGCUCUGAAGCUGGACUCUCAGCUCAGGGCCCCUCGGUUGUUGUUCGGUCCCAGGUCAGCCUCCUUCUUCUGGACCCCCAGCAGCAACCUCACCACUACUUCUCCUGUCUGCACUACUCUCUCCAUCAGCAUCCCAGAGUGUAUAUCAGACUACCAUGAGGUUCCUCUCUCAAUAAGGAUGAAUGUAACAGGAAAAUUGAUUCCAGGAACAGGAGGCCUGAGACCAGUGCUGAGCCCUGACUGCCACCCUACAUUCACAGGGAUGGUGCUUCUGGAGAAGGUGUGUGGGGAAGAUCAUGUGUGUGUAUCGGACUUAAAUGUUUCUCUCUCUUUUGUGAGUGAUACAGUGGUGAGCACUGCAGGUUACCCUGUUAAUCUCUUAGUGGAGUUGACCAAUAAUGGAGAAGAUUCCACAGACACUGAACUAUUCCUUCAGCAUCCCACCAUCCUGUCCUUCACCCGUGUCAAAGCGUCUAGUGGACAGGUGUUGUGUGUGUCCAAUCAGACUGAGCUCUCAAACCUCACACGCACAACAUGCCGGCUUGCAAGAACUUUCCGCCAGAGAGCGAAGACCACAUUAUUGAUGUCAUUUAUAGUAUCUACACCUGUAGCUGUAAACAAGCGCUUGGUUGUGAAUGCAUUAGUCAAAAGUAAAAAUGAGAACAAUGACACAACGCAAGACAAUCUCGCAACUGCAUCCGUGGUCGUUAAACUUCCUAUUAAUGUUGUGGUGAGAGAUGGAGGCUCAACACGAUUUGUGAGAUAUCCUCACAGCACACAGCUUGAACAUGAAUAUAUGGUUGAGAACAAUGGACAAUUGUCUGUACCUGUGAAUAUUUCCUUCGUGUUGCUGGAGAAGUUGGGGUUAGGGUUCUCAUGGAGCUUGACUCUACCUGAAAUAAAUGGAACUGGUGUGAACUGUGAAAAGCAAGGUCUACCCAAAAAUGUUAAAAGCUCCAAUAUGAUAUCGCAUUGUGAUGUAUCUACAUGUCAUGUGAUUGGUUGCACUAUUCAUCUGUUGACUCGUGAUACACCAAUCAACUUUGUGUUUACUGGGAAUAUCAGUUCAGGCAAGCAGGUGAGAGGUUUGCAGGUUAGCAUCAGGAGUUGGGGAUUUCUCUUGUUUGACAGUGAGCAGUUCAUCCAGUAUCCCCCCGAUGACUCUCAGCAGCUUUCUAUUGUCACCGAGUUGGAGGUCCCAUCUCAGGCCCUGGCAGUACUCAUUGCCUCAUUGUCUGUCAGCUUUGGACUCAUCGCUUUGGCGAUCGUCUUUGUGGUGCUCUACAAGAAGGGUUUCUUCAAAAAGUCUUCGCCUGAUGACCUACACAACCUUGUGGUGACAUCUAGUGGUGAGCAUGAACUUAAUACAGUCAACGGUGACCAAACUACAACACAAGUCCCUGCUGAGUCUGCUGGUGCGAGUGCUACAUCUAAUGGAGGAGCUGAACAAAUCACUGCAGAGAAGCCAGUACUGUAGUUCAAGCUGACCGGACUGCUUAUUCUAGAGAAGACUGAGGAAUAACCAUUAUUACCUGCUUUCAUUGUUCAGACAGAGUUCCAACAGUCUGGAAAAAGCCCUGGAAGAAAUGUCCUGUGUCCCUUUAUCUUUUGAGAUAAAGUAGUUUGAUGUACUAUGAAAAUAUGGUAACUUUCAGAACUCAAAAGUAGUCAAAAAUGACUAUUUAAUUAAACUAUACUGCAAAAUGUUUUAGAACUAACGUAGCUUUUUGGCAAUAGGUGCGUGAAUACAUAAUCACAUUAACUUCGUUGCUUCAGUGAUGCUCAUUGAAACCUGUUCCAGUCACAGUGAGGCAAUAAAGAGAAAUCCCAGUAGAUAUUAUUAUUGAUAAAUAUCAGAAGAACUAACGAUAAGAUUAAAAUGUAUGAAAUUUCACCAAACCUUGAGCUGUUCCUGGCUGUGUGUAGCACCUGCAGCUUUGUGUAUACUCUUGAAGGAUCCCAACUUAAGUAGUGAAAUUAUUAUUAUUAUUAUUAUUUUACCAAGGUCCCUGAUAAUUUUAGACCGAUCUUAACUGUUAAUGCAGCACAUUUCAGCACAAACUGUUUUAUGAAUCUGUCACAAUGUGAAGCAGGCAUUGCAAAGAGACUGUUAUUAAAGGAUGGGGCAGUUAAACACUAUAUUGAACCCAAUGAUAAGACCGCUGCCCAUGUGUGAGUGGACCAAAGCACAGUAGAACAUUUCAAAGGUGAAGGGGGUGUUUCUUGCAUAAAACUGAUCUGUUUAAUCCUAAUAAUCAGAGGGCUAAAGAUAGUUAUGGACAGACUAAGUUACGACCAUCAAAUAUAACUUUUAACAUACACUCACCAGGCACUACUUAUUCGUGUGAUUAUCUAAUCAGCCAAUCAUGUGGCAGCAGUGCUAUGCAUAAAAUCAUGCAGAUAUGGGUCAGGAGCUUCAGUUAAUGUUCACAUCAUCCAUCAGAAUGGGGAAAAAACGUGAUCUCAGUGAUUUCGACUGUGGCAUGAUUGUUGGUGCCAGACGGGCUGAUUUGGGUAUUUCUGUAACUGCUGAUCUCCUGGGAUUUUCACUCACAACAGUCUCUAGAGUUUACUAAGAAUGGUGCCAAAAACAAAAAAACAUCCAGUGAGCAGCAGUUUUGCAGAUGGAAAUGCCUUGUUGAUGAGAGAGGUCAACAGAGAAUGGCCAGAUUGGUUCGAGCUGACAGAAAGUCUACGGUAACUCAGAUAACCACUCUGUACAACUGUAGUGAGCAGAAUAGCAUCUCAGAACGCACAACAUGUCAAACCUUGAGGCAAAUGGGCUACAACAGCAGAAGACCAUGUCGGGCACUUUAUUAGGACCAUAUUUCCUUACAAAAUGAUCAGUGAGCGUAAGUGGACCUCAGGAAUAAAUACAUUUAAAAAAACCUUUAAAGCCAAAAUGUCAUGUUCAUAUGCAUUUUUUACUUUAUUUGCUUUGGAUAUAACUGGGCACUGUGCCAUUUUGUAAUGUGAACCACAAAUAUUCAAAGAGAAUACCGUGACGAUUUCAAAAGUUUUUACAUGCAUUAAAUGCAAUUUUACAAUUGUAAAACAAACGUGAAAAAGAUUUUAUUUCCUGCAGCCCAUUUUUAUUAAUAGAGGUCAAAUUAAAUACACAGAUGAACGUGCAAAAAUGAAAUAAAAUGUUACAUGAUUUGA